AUCCAACAUCACUUCCAUAAGAGUCGCAGGGCUGGGGAUCUUCAAUUUCUAUGUAGCAUCAUCUCAUUCGUCUCAAUUGUUCACACGCGCCACCAUCACCAUGCCUCCCCGCAGGGCUGCUUCCAAGCAAAAGGCCCAAGCUUCUCCGCUUGAUGGCUGUUCGGUCGCUACUUCUGGUCGCUUCUCUGGAACAAGCCAGGGUGCUCUACAAAAGCGUGUCACUGAUCUAGGUGGCAGUGUGGCUUCAAAGAUCACAGCAGACACCAACAUCCUCAUUACAACCGACAAGGACUUUGAAGCCAAGUCAGCCAAGAUCGCCGCCGCCAUUGACAACGAUGUUCCCAUUGUCACCAUUGACUGGCUGGAUGAGACAGAGUCAUCGAAUGCUAGGGCGGAUGAGAAGCAGUAUUUGCUCAACACACUGGCUGCCUCCACGGUAGCCUCUGCUCCGAUAACCAACGGCAAGAAACGUGCUGCCUCCGGUUCAGCGAACGGAACACCUGUACUGAGCCAGGGUGCCUCGCAAAAGAAGCGAAAGACCCUCGAAGAUAAGGCUAAGGUCGACAACGUCAAAGUAGGUGACGGACAGAACGUGCAAUCGAAGAAGAUCCACGUCGAAGUCGACGAGCACUGCCAAGCCCCUCACUAUGAGGUGUACAUCGAUGAUGAUGGGCUCAUCUGGGAUGCCUCCCUCAAUCAGACCAACGCGUCGGCCAACAAUAACAAGUUCUACAAGGUGCAGCUGUUGCAAAGUCCGAACGGUGCGCACUUCCAGACCUGGACUCGUUGGGGUCGCGUCGGCGAGAGAGGUCAAAUGAAGAUGCUCGGUAACGGAUCGCUCGCUGAUGCGUUCAAGAACUUCGAGACGAAGUUCAAGGACAAGUCCGGUCUCAAAUGGGAAGAUCGAGGCGCUGAUCCGAAGAACGGAAAAUACGCAUACGUGGAGAAGAAUUACAACCCUGACUCAGACGACGAGGAUGACGAUGAAGUGGAGAUCCACAAAGCGGGUGGCUCAUGCACGAAGAGCGACCAGCCGCCUGUCGACUCGAAGCUGACCAAGCCGGUUCAAAAUCUCGUCGAGCUCAUCUUCAACCUGAACUAUCAGGAGGAAGCGCUGAGCGCCAUGAAUUAUGACAACAAGAAGAUGCCGCUGGGCAAGCUCAGUAAGGGCACCAUCGGUCGCGGCUUCCAAGCGCUGAAAGAACUGGCGGCUCUCAUCGACAACCCGACUACAUCCGCGGAGAUCGAACAAGUGUCCAACCGUUACUAUUCUGUCAUCCCCCACGUCUUUGGGCGUGACCGGCCAACGAUUAUUAACAACAAUAAGCUCCUUAAGGAGGAGAUUGAGUUGCUCGAGAGCUUGUCCGACAUGAAGGAAGCCAGCGACAUGCUCAAGGCCAGUCGGAAGGACGACAGCAAUCUCAACGAGCUUGAUCGUCAAUUCCAGACUCUUGGUAUGGACGAGAUGGAGCCGCUCAGUGUAAAGGGGUCGGAGUUCGCUGAGCUGUCUGACUACCUCCUGAAGACCAAGGGCGCGACGCACAAUGUCAACUAUGCCGUGCAGGAUAUCUUCCGUAUCCAGCGCAAGGGCGAAUUUGAACGCUUCCAGAACAGCCCGUUCGCGAAGGUCUCGGGCAAUCGCCGCCUCCUCUGGCACGGCUCUCGGGUCACCAACUUCGCUGGCAUCCUAGGCCAAGGUCUUCGCAUCGCUCCUCCUGAAGCUCCCGCUACUGGUUACAUGUUUGGCAAGGGAAUAUAUCUUGCCGACAUGUCUAGCAAGUCUGCAAAUUACUGCAACCACUUUCAGUCAGGUGGCACGGCCUUGUUGUUGCUAUGCGAAGCGGAAUUAGGCAACCCGGUGCAUGAGCUGAUAGACGCCUCUUUCUCUGCAGGCGAGGACGCCAAAGCCAAAGGCAUGUGUUCCACCUGGGGUAAGGGAAAGGUUGGCCCAAGCCAGUGGAAGGAUGCUGGAUGUGUCCACCCAUCUUUGGCGGGGACCCUGAUGCCUGAUGUCAGUGUUAUCCCUGGCGGCACCAACGUCAAAGGUGCUUACCUGCAGUACAAUGAGUACAUCGCCUACGACGUUACUCAGGUGCGCCUUCGCUACCUGCUUCGCGUCCGCAUGUAGCAAUGGGACCAGACGUAAUGGCGAGACCUUCAACUUUCGCAAUCGCUCGUGACGACUGCUUUUCGUCGAUUCUUGUGCCUGAAAGUUCCCGGGAUCCUCCACCAAGCUUUUUCGCGGUGUUCUCUUUCGGCGCAUACUGGCUUCUUCGGUGGGAAAAGCUCAAUCAUCUGGUAAAUUUACAGCGUGGAUUCUCCAUAUUCUUCUCCAAUGUCGGCGUCGAGCUAUUUGUAGAAGGAUUGUGUACGGAUAGCAUUGAUACCCUGCUGUAAUGAAACAAUAAUCUCGAUGAUGGAUAUUCAGAACAGGCCUAGCUCGAAGCCCAUGUCCCUGGAGACACUGUCCAAGGUUUUGCAACCGUCACUUGCCCAGAGCGUC
Messenger RNA from Didymella exigua CBS 183.55, 2503 nucleotides. RefSeq names its product poly polymerase 2 ADP-ribosyltransferase 2. Gene Ontology annotation, molecular function: NAD+ poly-ADP-ribosyltransferase activity. The record is from RefSeq and is a predicted model, not a curated record. The coding region runs from base 101 to 2128 and encodes 675 amino acids. The transcript is spliced from 4 exons. Lineage: Eukaryota; Fungi; Ascomycota; Dothideomycetes; Pleosporales; Didymellaceae.